Molecule: messenger RNA, 1797 nt
Organism: Toxotes jaculatrix (banded archerfish)
Lineage: Eukaryota; Metazoa; Chordata; Actinopteri; Toxotidae
Gene: epsti1
Product: epithelial stromal interaction 1
Exons: 10
Coding region: 118-1146 (342 amino acids)
Molecular function (GO): ubiquitin binding
Source: RefSeq, a predicted model, not a curated record
GAUGACUCAUGUGCCCUGACUGUAGUGUCCAUGUAAAAGAAAACCAGCACUGAGAUUAGAUCAACAACAAGACUGCACAGCCUAGCUUCUUCCUCUGAGCCUGUCAGUGUCUGAAGUAUGGAUCCUAAUCACCACCAGAGAAACCACCUGAACUCCAGGAGGGACACUCCCCUGACACCUAAUGUGUCUGGAAAUGACCAAACAGCUGAUAAUCUGAACAGAAAUCCUCCUGACGGCGGAAAUCCACAAGCGACAGACAGACAGCCUCAGUACUCAGGUGGAUUCACCAUGAUUCCACCUAAUGCAGCUCAGCGAAGCAAGAUGAAAAUGAUGGCUCAAAAAGAAGAGGAGGAGCUUCAGAGAUUGAAAGAGACACACAGAGUCACUUCUGUGCACGUGAAUCCAGAGAGGCUGGGUGGUAAUGUAACACAGGCUGAAGCCAGACAGAAGCAGUUUACAGACUUCCGUUGCUCCAAACUGCAGAAGAAGCUGAGACAAGAAGAGCUGGACAGGAAGAAGAGACAAGAAGAGGAGGAGAAGCUUCAAAAGAUGAAAGCCGAACAGAGGGAGAAGAGUGAGCGCCUGGAGGAGAGGCACCGACAGGAGGAGCAGAGGAGGAGGGAGCAGCUCAGUCAGGAUCACCUCAGAACGAUGGAGAAUUUUCUGCAGAGGUUUGAGACGAGAGCCCCGGUUCCACAGGCAUCCAGCAGUGGCACUCACAUGUCAUCCAGGAGUGAGAGAGAGAAACAGGAGAAAAGUGUGAGAGAAGUGCAGCUGGAACACAAGAGGGUGAACUCAGCCUUUCUGGACAGACUCGAGGGCCGAGGCAGAGGGAGCGAGAAAGAGACAAAGAGGGAAGGCGUUCAGGAGGCAGCGCGCCCCUGUUUGGCCUGUGAGGAUUUAACACAGCAGCUGUCUACAACAGCUGGACAACAACUGCCCUCUGCUCACCUGAACCCAGAUCCACAUCAGAGCUGCCAUGGCUGGACAGAGGAAACUGACCCGGAGCCCGACUAUGACUGGGCCUUGAUGAAACUGAUGAACAGCUUUCCAGACUGCAGCAAUGUCUUCCUAGAGGACAUCCUCGACCAGUGCAACGGCGACUAUGAGCAGGCCUACAAGCUACUCUCUUUAGCACUCAGUUAAAUUUGAUGUUUCUUUGACAGGAUGACUGUCUUGUCUCAGUACUGUGUUUGGUUCUUUAGAAGUUUGGCCAAAGAAAAUUUGCAAUUAGCGUUGAGCUGCUAGCUAGAAGUCAGUGGUGGAUACCUUACAUACGUACGGAGCAGUAUGUGCUUCUUGUAAUGUGUUUUUGAUUAUGCUAUUAAUCAUUGAGUGUUUGGUGUCUUGUAUCUGUCUGCAUGCACCAGUGAGUCAUGUUGGGGUUUUGCCCUGACAUGGAGUUGAAUUGAUGUUCGUUUUCACCAGUUUAGUUUAAGGUCAUCGCCAUGACUCACAAUCUUCAGAUCAUAUUUGGGGCUCUUAAUUAAAUCCGUGUGUGCAGAUGGAAGAAAACUCGACCCAAAUACAUGAUGCUUUUUGUUUGUUUUAUAAUCAAAGUCACAUGUGUUGCAUCUAUAGCAGGAUUCUUCGGGACAACAAAAGAUGCAAACCCAGAUAGGAUUUUCUGUAGAAAGGCCUUUUAUGAUUGGUUUCAGUUCAAAGUCACAAUAGCUUUAGAGGACUUCAAUAAAACACCUUUGUGUUAACUCCUGUUGUUUCAGUUUGUUGUAUCCACAAAAAAAAACAACAACAAAAAAACAAAACGGGUGCGGUUUCCAGGUGGGCAGUGUGCAC